This is a messenger RNA of Chiroxiphia lanceolata (lance-tailed manakin), 662 nucleotides long. RefSeq names its product olfactory receptor 10A4-like. Gene Ontology annotation, molecular function: G protein-coupled receptor activity; olfactory receptor activity. Gene Ontology annotation, biological process: G protein-coupled receptor signaling pathway. Bases 1 to 609 code for a protein of 202 amino acids. Gene Ontology annotation, cellular component: membrane. The transcript has a single exon. The record is from RefSeq and is a predicted model, not a curated record. Lineage: Eukaryota; Metazoa; Chordata; Aves; Passeriformes; Pipridae.
AUGGUAGAUGCUGCCCUUCACUCUCCCACGUAUUUUUUCCUUAAGAACUUUUCCUUCCUGGAGGUUAGCUAUACCACAUCCACCAUCCCCAAGACGCUAGUGAACUUUCUCACAAAGAGGAAGAACAUAUCCUUUCUGGGCUGCGCCACACAGAUGUAUGCUUUCUCCCUCCUCGGGAUCACAGAAUGCUGUUUGCUGGCUGCCAUGGCCUACGACCGCUAUGUGGCCAUAUGCCAGCCUCUGCACUACACGACCACGAUGAGAUGGAACAUGUGCUUCUUGCUUUCAGCUGUGCCUUGGCUUACUGGGGUCUUGGUGGCCUUAGUGCAGACAACUUUCAUCUUUACCCUUCCAUGCUGUGGUCCCAAUGGGAUCAAUCACUUCUUCUGUGACUUGCUGCCUCUGCUUAAGUUGGCUUGUGGGGCCACCUGCAAAAAUGAAAUCACCACCUACAUAAUAGCUGUCCUUUUCAUCAUAGUCCUCUUCUUAUUCAUACUUGUGUCGUAUAUCCAGAUUCUCCACACCAUCUUCAAGAUACCAUCAGUGAAGGGCAAGGGAAAAGCAUUCUCUACCUGCUUUUCUCACCUAGUCGUGGUCACUCUGUUUUAGGGACCUGGCAUUGUGACCUACUUGAGACUCAAAGCUUCUUAUUCAAGCAGCAG